Messenger RNA from Mesocricetus auratus (golden hamster), 5236 nucleotides. RefSeq names its product AT-rich interaction domain 3A (gene Arid3a). Gene Ontology annotation, cellular component: nucleus. Gene Ontology annotation, molecular function: DNA binding. The transcript is spliced from 9 exons. The record is from RefSeq and is a predicted model, not a curated record. The coding region runs from base 541 to 2325 and encodes 594 amino acids. Gene Ontology annotation, biological process: regulation of transcription by RNA polymerase II. NCBI's taxonomy places the organism in Eukaryota, Metazoa, Chordata, Mammalia, Rodentia, Cricetidae.
CCUAAGCUGGGGGCGGGGCGUCCCUCGGUCUCGUUCCCCCUUCCUUUUAUUAUUUAUUAUCAUUUAAAGGGGCCGCGACCUGAAGUUUUCCGUCCACUCCGUCGCGGCUCUCCAGCUCCCCCUCCGCCUCCUCCCACCGUGGGCGUCCUCAGAUUGAGUUGCAGCGGGGCGGGAGCGGGGGACACCCCGGAGAGGUGUCCUAGGAAAGCUUGGAAAGGGGGACCCUGGAGAGACACCCACUACCUCCUGCGUCCCCGGGGCUGCUGAAUCACCGGCGAGGAGUCUGCUAGCACUUGAAUGAGCCUGAUACAAGCUCCCACCCCUGGGUGCCCGACGUGACAACAGGAGCCCAUUGGUCACCCCUGGCAUGCUCCACCAGCCCUCAGCCUGAGUCCGUGGCCCCCGCCCCCGCCGGCCGCCACCCUGCACUGUCCGGGCUCCCCCGAGGCCCCCACGCUGCAGUGCGGCCGAGACCCUUCCCCGAAGGGGCCGCCCCCGCCGCCCACCCCUGGUGCCCGGGGUGGGCCACCCCGCAGGGCCAUGAAGCUGCAGGCUGUGAUGGAGACUCUCAUUCAGAGGCAGCAGCGUGCCCGGCAGGAACUGGAGGCCCGGCAGCCGCCGCCCCCACCGCCUGAGCCCACCAGCGCCCGGGCUCGGACUGCUGUGACAGACGAGGACAGGGAGCCCGAGAACGCCCGGAUGCAUAGGACGCAGAUGGCCGCGCUGGCUGCCAUGCGGGCCGCCGCCGCCGGCUUGGGACACCCGUCCUCCCCCGGUGGCUCCGAGGACGGGCCUCCUGGCUCAGAAGAUGAAGACACAGCCCUUGAAGGGACUCUGAGUUCACCUGCCCUGCGUGGAAGAGGCCGGGAGGGGCCGGGACACGCUGAAGGAGACGGGCAUUUGCUGGACCUCGGCUUCGAUGGUGACCCGAAACCCAAGUGGGAGGAGCAGGAGCUGGAAGACCUGGGGGAGGAGGAGGAGGAGGAGGAAGAGGAGGAGGAGGAGGACUUCGAGGAAGAGGAGGAGGAGGGUCUGGGCCCCCCAGGGUCUGCCGGCCUGGGCUCUGCAGGCCUGUUCACCCGCAAGGCCCAGCCCGCUCAGGCUUUCCGUGGAGAUGGUGGUCCCAAGAUGCUGGGUGGCCCUGAGCGCCUGGGACCUGGCCCUGCCCACCCCCCCCCCACGGCAUCCCAGAUGCCACCAGCGGACCACGGAGACUGGACGUUUGAGGAGCAGUUCAAACAGCUCUAUGAACUGGACGCAGAUCCCAAGAGGAAGGAGUUCCUGGACGACCUGUUCAGCUUCAUGCAGAAGCGGGGCACGCCCGUGAACCGCAUCCCUAUCAUGGCCAAGCAAGUCCUGGACCUGUUCAUGCUGUAUGUGCUGGUGACUGAGAAGGGGGGCCUCGUGGAGGUCAUCAACAAGAAGCUGUGGCGGGAGAUCACCAAGGGGCUCAACCUGCCCACCUCCAUCACCAGCGCCGCCUUCACGCUGCGGACACAGUACAUGAAGUAUCUUUACCCCUAUGAGUGCGAACGACGCGGCCUGAGCAGCCCCAACGAGCUCCAGGCCGCCAUAGACAGCAACCGCAGGGAGGGCCGGCGCCAGAGCUUCGGGGGCUCGCUUUUCGCCUACUCGCCCAGUGGGGCCCACAACGUGCUGUCCUCGCCCAAGCUACCAGUGACUUCCCUGGGCCUUGCUGCCAGCACCAAUGGCAGCUCCAUCACUCCGGCACCCAAGAUCAAGAAAGAGGAAGACUCUGCCAUCCCCAUCCCAGUCCCGGGCCGCCUGCCUGUAUCUUUGGCGGGCCAUCCCGUCGUGGCAGCCCAGGCAGCUGCUGUGCAAGCGGCUGCGGCCCAGGCAGCCGUGGCAGCGCAGGCAGCCGCCUUGGAGCAGCUCCGGGAGAAGCUGGAAUCUACGGAGCCACCGGAGAAAAAGAUGGCCUUGGUUGCUGAUGAGCAGCAACGUCUCAUGCAGCGAGCUCUGCAGCAGAACUUCCUGGCCAUGACGGCCCAGCUGCCCAUGAACAUCCGGAUCAAUAGCCAAGCCUCUGAGAGCCGCCAGGACUCAGCUGUGAGCCUCAGCAGCGCCAAUGGGAGCAACAGUAUUAGCAUGUCUGUGGAGAUGAACGGCAUCGUGUACACAGGGGUGCUGUUUGCUCAGCCACCACCCCCUACACCACCCUCCGCCCCCAGCAAGGGCAGCAUUGGUACCAACAACACCGUGGGCAGCCGAACAGGAGCCGGCGGCGGGACCGGCAGCAGCCAGGUGGGCCUGGCCGGAGCGUCUGCGCCCAUCACAUCUACCUCAAACAACUCCUUGCCUUAAAGGAGAUCAAGUCGUGUCGCUGCCCACCCACCACGGGGACCACACAGCCACAUGGGGACCUGGGACAUCGGAAGAAUCCCAGCGGGCUGGGCAGAUUCCCAAGGAGCCACACUGACGCCAAAAAGGAGAGAGAGAGAAAAAAUAUAUAUAAAUAUAUAUAAUACAUAUAUAGAGAGAUAGAUAGAGAAACAGAUUUAAUAAAUCAGGGCAGAGAACACUUGAAUCUCUCAGGUUUUGGAGACUCCGAGAAAUGGAUUUGACAAGGGCCACCAAGGCAACUUGAAGCAGGAGGCCACCUUUCCAGAGGCUUCCAUGGGGGUCUGGCUUGACCCGCCCAGUUCAAGCUCGACUAUUUACCUCAUGAAUCCCAGCACUGUGUUCUCACUUGGGUCUUUUUUUUGUUGUUGUUGUUCCUGGGCCCUUAACUGUGGUUCCUUCUGGGAAAACCAACCAAGCCAGAGCCAGGAUCGUUGUUUUAUUUCAUUCUCCUUGGAAGCUAUGAAUUUUUUUUUCCAUUUUUAAACGAGAUCUCAGCAUUCAGAUGGAAAUUUUUUAAAGGUUUUGGGGUUUCCGAUUUUGUAAAUAUUCUAUUAUAUUCUGGAUGGUGGAGAUUGGAUCUCAGGAAGUGUCCCACCUGUAUGUCUAUAUAUUUGUGUUCAUUCAGGGAAACAAACUUUUUUUUAAGAGGCAAAAGCACCAGCCACGGUCUCCCAGCCCCUUUGGUGUCCUGUGGAGCCCCUGACUCAGCACCUUGACAGGGCUGGCCUAUGCUGGCUCUCAGCAAAUUCCACAGUUCUCUGUCAUGCUGGGCCCCGCCCACUGGCUCCAUCAUUCAGGGACCUGGAUCGCUUACCCAGGACACAGAAUGUUCUAGAAGCAGGUAGGGGGAGCCGCACACGGAAUACAGUGGCCUCGUGUGUCUCAGGGAUGAAGAUCUGGACUCUCUGCCUGGAUGGGUUGCUUCUGGGGAGGCAGGUGUGCCAGGCUUAGCUCAGGACAAGGAGUCUGCUGAGACAGGUCCGUAGCCUGUUCUCGUCUCUGUCGCUCCUCAUGCUGGGAGCAGUUAAAUAUGGCCAGGACGGACCCUGGUCCUUGGUCCCGUGUCUUGGUCCCAUCGUCCAAACGAACUGGGCGGUUCUUGGUAGGAUGAGGAGAGCUGAAUGUUAUCCUUGGCUACCUAUGCAGGUUGAGGUCAGCCUGGGCUACUUGAAACCCUGUCUCUACAAAGGGAGGACGGGGAGGCUGGGGGCAGUGGGACACGCCUUUAAUUCUAGCAUCGUGAGUAGGCCAGCCUGGUCAUACAGCCAAUUCCAAGCCACCUUGGGGCUACAGGAGACCCUGCCUCACAAAAGAAAACUGCAUUUCGUUUGGGCCGAAGCUACCAGGGCAGAGAUGACACAAUCUCCCCCUGAUAGGGGGACCUUCCCUGGAUUCUGCCUUGGUCGCUGUCCCCAUGGGGGCCAGGACAGGAACUCGGGGUGAGCUGGGGCCCGUUUGUCCCCUGUCCUAGAAGUCCCCUUGCUCUGUCUCUCGCUGUGGGGACAGCCCCCUUCCUUGCUGUCUCAGGGUUGACGGCACCCCCUUCCCAUCCUCCCAGGAGGAGGGUGUAGCCUUAUUUGGAGGGGAUGGGGAAUCUCAGCUUUUCCUUCUGGAAGCUUCUGCCUGCCCCCUUUCGGGGCCACUGUGUUAGCCGCACAAUCAUUCCUGGUCACGGGUGUUGAGGGGGUCUCUGUCCCCUUCUGACAACUCUGUGCAAAGUAGACCUCUGUGGGUAACCUGGCCUGGGGAGACAGGGGCCCGUCCCCCGUGUCCCUGGUAGGGUCUGAUUGAGGGGGUCGCCUUGGUGGGCACAUCCAGGGCAUGUUUCUUUCUACCUCAGGUCUUUUGAUGCCAAAAAGAAAAAAAAAUGCACCCAGGUCACCCACUUUCCUGGUCGCCUGGUCCACAGUGGGGACGGGAUGUCUGGGACUCUGAGUGGCCAGAAAGCGCCCACUGCCAAGGGGCCUUCCCACCAGGGCUCUGUGACUGUGGGGACACACUUGGUGGCCCUCCAUGGUCCUGUCACCCAGCCCUUGGCAUUCAGUGCAGUUGGCACUCAUUAUGCAAGCUGCCGUGGGCAUGGGGCUGGACACAGUCAUUGUCCACCCUGGGACCUCAGGGUUUGCGGGUCUGGGCAAGCCAGACCCCCCCAAACUCAGGGCAAAGAGGGUAUAAGGGCAGGUGCGGGCUGCUUCUAGAACCUUCCCAGGGACAAGAUGUUUCUGCAAUCUUCCUGGUGGCACUUCUGCUGGCCACCAGGCCGUAUGUAUGUCUGUCUGUCUGUCCAGCUGCAGUGGGUGGGUGGGCAUGGGGCUUGGAAACAGCUGAGUUAGUGUUUUCUGAGAGUUAUCUAUCUGUAUAGUCUUACGGGAUUUUUCUCUUUUUUUUUUUUUUUUUGGUCAUUUUUACACACUUCAUUUUUUUCCCCCAACCCCACAUAAUUUUGGCUUUUGUGGAUUUUAUUUUAACUUCUGGGUAAAGGUGAGCUAAGUUGUUUUGUUCAGAACAUGUGAACCUUUUAGUUUCUUGGGGUGGGAGGGGUUUGUCGGACAGUGUGGGGUCCCACACCAACUCAGGUAAAAUGGAGUUUAAAAAAAAAAGAAAAAAAUUUAAAAAGUAAAAAACUUUCUACCUCCGGUCAGUUCCCGCUGGGCUGUGGCCUGUGCGGAAUAUUCAGGAAAGUUCAACUGUUAACAGGAAAACUCAAACACAACAGCAACACAAAUGUGAUUUUUUGCAACUUAAAAAAAAAAACACUGAAAGUUUACAUUUUAUGACCUUAUUGUGGAUUGUAUUUAAACCUCAGAAAUAUUUAACGCAAUUGUAACCCUGUAAAUGGAUGAGAUUAAAGAGUUGAGACACUUCUGUGGAA